This is a messenger RNA of Angiostrongylus costaricensis, 744 nucleotides long. The record is from the annotation of a GenBank genome assembly. NCBI's taxonomy places the organism in Eukaryota, Metazoa, Nematoda, Chromadorea, Rhabditida, Metastrongylidae.
AUGAUUCCUUAUCGCCAAUUAUUUUCCAAUUACGCAAAAUUACAGUUUUACUUGAUUUUAAAGGUUGUGAAAACCGACGACCGUUCAGUGGCUCGGGAUCUGGGAAUCGUUACGUUCCCGUCAUUGGUGUACUAUCGAAGGAAACAUCCGAUUCUCUAUGAUGGUGAGUUCAAGGAUUCAGAGGACGUAUUACGUUGGCUACGAUCUCAUGAGGAGGUCGUCACUUGGGAUUUAACCGACGAUAAUUUCGAAACUCGUACCGAUUCACAUUCACCAGAUGAGGGUACACUCGAUUGGUUUGUGAUGUUUUACGAUGCUGAUGAUGCUCCAUGCAAUUCGUUUAUUGCCACGUGGGAAACGGUCGCCCAUAAGCUUCGUGGUCUGGUGAACGUCGGAAAGGUUGAAACAUCUGUGAACGAUGACGUCACUGAGCGAUUUCAUAUCGAUGAAAAUGACUGUCCGACUUUUCUGCUGCUUCACCGUGGUAAAAUGUAUCGCUAUAAAGAAACAGCGAAGGACGUGCGAACUCUCGUUAAUUUUGCCUUAUUCAAAUUUAAGGAACAACGGGGAAUGAGGAGCGUAACUGAUGCCCCUGAAUUCGGCGAGUAUGAUGCACAUAUCACUCAUGAAGACAAUCAGAUGGUGUCGGCGAUUGGCGUAGGCGGUCUGAUACUGAUGGUUGCCGUGACGCUCAUCAUCAAAGCAUAUCGAAUUAAACAGGCCGAUAAGGCGAAGAGUGCAUAG